Molecule: messenger RNA, 15174 nt
Organism: Dipodomys spectabilis (banner-tailed kangaroo rat)
Lineage: Eukaryota; Metazoa; Chordata; Mammalia; Rodentia; Heteromyidae
Gene: Hmcn2
Product: hemicentin 2
Exons: 98
Coding region: 1-15174 (5057 amino acids)
Biological process (GO): synapse organization; homophilic cell-cell adhesion
Cellular component (GO): axon; plasma membrane; neuronal cell body
Molecular function (GO): axon guidance receptor activity; calcium ion binding
Source: RefSeq, a predicted model, not a curated record
AUGCCCGCGGCGCCGCUCCUGUGGCUGCUGGCGACGCUGUCGGCCGCAGCCGCCUCGUUGUCCCCCGGAGCCGGCGCCCCCACCCUGGCCUUCGUCUUCGAUGUCACCGGCUCCAUGCGCGACGACCUGAUGCAAGUGAUGGACGGCGCGGCGCGCAUCCUGGAGCGCAGCCUGAGCGGCGGCAGCCAAGCCAUCGCCAACUACGCGCUGGUGCCUUUCCACGACCCAGAUAUCGGCCCAGUGACGCUCACAGCAGACCCAGCGGUGUUUCAGAGAGAGCUGAGGGAUCUCUACGUGCAGGGAGGGGGCGACUGCCCCGAGAUGAGCGUGGGUGCCAUCAAGGCUGCCGUGGACGUGUCCAACCCCCGCUCCUUCAUCUACGUGUUUUCCGACGCCCGGGCCAAGGACUACCACAAGAAGGACGAGCUGCUGCACCUCCUCCAGAGGAAGCAAUCGCAGGUGGUUUUCGUGUUGACCGGAGACUGUGGUGACCGCUCCCAUCCCGGCUACCUGGCGUUCGAGGAGAUCGCCUCCACCAGCUCCGGGCAGGUGUUCCAUCUGGACAAGCAGCAGGUGGCGGAGGUGCUGAAGUGGGUGGAGUCGGAGAUCCGGGCCUCCAAGGUGCACCUGCUGUCCACUGACCACGAGGAGGAGGGCGAGCACACUUGGCGUGUCCCCUUUGACCCCAGCCUGAAGGAGGUCACCAUCUCCCUGAGCGGGCCCGGGCCCCACAUCGAAGUCAGGGACCCGCUGGGGAGGAUCCUGCAGAAGGACGAGGGCCUCAACGUGCUUCUCAACAUUCCCGACUCAGCCCGGGUCGUGGCCUUCAAGCCUGAGCAUCCGGGGCUCUGGUCCAUCAAGGUCUACAGCAGUGGCCGCCACUCCGUGAGGAUCACAGGCAUCAGCGACAUCGACUUCCGAGCUGGCUUCUCCACGCAGCCCUCGCUGGACCUCAGCCACACCAUCGAGUGGCCCCUGCAAGGCGUGCCCAUCUCCCUGCUGAUCAACUCGACGGGCCUGCAGGCGUCCGGCCACUUGGACUCCGUGGAGCUGGCCCACAGCUCAGGACGGACCCUCCUGACGCUGCCCACACAGCUGCUGUCCAAUGAGUCCACCCACCAGCUGUGGGGUGGGCCCUCCUUCCAUGCCCCCCAGGAACGCUUCUACCUCAAGGUGAAGGGCAAAGACCACACAGGGAGCCCCCUGGUCCGAGUCUCCGGAGUUUCCUACAGCGGGGCAGACUCCGGUACCCCCCUGGUGAGCAUGCCCCCCAGGAUCCACGGCUACCUGCGGCAGCCCCUGCUGGUGUCCUGCGCGGUGCACAGCGCCCUCCCCUUCCGGCUGCAGCUGUGGCGGGAUGGCGCCAGGCUGGGCGAGGAGCGGCGGCUGCCGGCCUCGGGAAACAGCAGCUGGGAGAUCCCGAGGGCCUCCAAGGCGGAGGAGGGCCUGUACCAGUGCACGGCCGUCAGCCAGGCGGGGACCGGCCGCGCACAGACCCAGGUGGUCAUCACAGACCCCCCACCGCAGCUGCGCCCUGGUGCCAACGUGACCGUGUCCCCCGGGGAGACGGCCCUCCUGGCCUGCCACGUCCUGAGUGACGACCCCUACAACCUCACGUGGGUCCGCGACUGGCAAGUCCUGCCGGUCUCCGAGGGCCGGGUCUCCCGGCUGGCGGACCAGUCCCUGGAGGUCAGGGGCGUCGUCCCCAGUGAUGGUGGCCAGUACCAGUGUGUGGCCAGCAACGCCAACGGGGCCUCGAGGGCAUCCACCUGGCUCCUGGUGCGAGAGGCCCCAAAGGUCAGCAUCAACACCAGAUCCCAGAGCUUCUCUCAGGGUGUGGAGGUGAAGGUCAGCUGCUCAGCCUCGGGGCUCCCUGCCCCCCACAUCUCCUGGAGCCGGGAGGGCCUCGCCCUGCGGGAAGGCAGCAGAAUCCGCGUGGACGCCCAGGGGACUCUGCUCAUUCGGGACUUAGCCCCAGAGGAUGCUGGGAAUUACAGCUGCCGGGCCACGAAUGAAGUUGGCACAGACGAGGAGACGGUUACCCUCUACUACACAGACCCCCCGUCCGCCUCUGCGGUGCGCGCCGUGGUGCUGGCUGCUGUGGGCGAAGAGGCUGUGCUGGCGUGCGUGGUGUCUGGGGUCCCCCCGCCCCGGGUCAUCUGGUAUCGAGGGGCUCUGGAGAUGAUUCUGGCGCCUGAGGGCUCCAGCCCGGGAACCCUGCGGAUCCCAGCGGCCCAGGAGCGGGACGUGGGCAUCUACACCUGCCGAGCCGUCAACGAGCUGGGCAACGCCUCUGCUCAGAUCCAGCUGGAGGUUGGAUACCCGCCCCGGCUGCUGGAGCUGCCGCAGGAGGUGACAGCAGAGCUGGGCAGGAGCGCCCUCCUGGCGUGCCGGGCCGCCGGCCGCCCGCCCCCCACCGUCACCUGGCGUCGCGCGGAUGGCCGGGCCCUGGGGACGGGACAGCGCCGCUCCGGGAUGCUGUUCUUUGAAAGCGCAGCCCCCGAGCACGAGGCCUCGUACACCUGCGAAGCGCGCAACAUCUUCGGGAAGGCCCAGGCGGAGACGCGGCUCGUGCUCACCGGACAUGUGCCGCCGCAGAUCGCCAGCAGUGCUCCCGUGGUCCGGGUCCUGGAGGGACAGCCUGUGACGCUGCCUUGUGUCAUCCUGGCGGGGAGGCCCCUCCCCGAGAGGCGCUGGCUCAGGGCUGGCCGGCCUCUUCCGCCCGGUGGCCGGCACUCCGUGCGGGCAGACGGCAGCCUGCGCCUGGACGGCGCCCUGCAGGACGACGCGGGCACCUACAGCUGCGUGGCCACCAAUGUGGCCGGCGCCCAGCACCGGGACGUGAAGCUGGCCGUGCAGGUGCCACCUCGGAUUCACCCGGCCGCCACCCACCACGUCACCAACGAAGGGGUCCCGGUCUCUCUGCCCUGCGUGGCCCUGGGGGUCCCCCCGCCCGCCGUCACCUGGACCAAGGACACCCGCACCCUGAGCACCGGCGGCCGCUACAACGUGAGCAGGGAUGGCAGCCUGGUCAUCAUCCAGCCAUCACCUGGGGACACAGGGACCUACGUGUGCACAGCCACCAACACCGUGGGUUUCUCCAGCCAGGAGAUGAGGCUCUCAGUGAACACCAAGCCCACCAUCAAGGCGAACGGCCCGCACGGCGCAGACACACCCCUGAGCGUGACAGCCCGGGCGGGAGAAGGGGUGACUCUGGACUGUGAGGCCCAGGGCUCCCCGGCCCCACUGGUCACCUGGACCAAAGACCAGCGGCCUCUGCCGCCCGGCACCGACAGGCACCGCCUCCUGCCCUCCGGCUCCCUGCGCCUGGCCCCGGCGCAGGCCGAGGACGGCGGCCACUACGAGUGCACGGCCAGCAACCCUGCGGGCGCCGCCGCCCUGCACUACGUCCUCGGGGUGCAAGUGCCCCCCCAGGUGCAGCCAGGCCCUCGGGUGCUGACGGUGCUGGUUGGAGAAGCCCUGGAUUUGAACUGUGCAGCUGAGGGCCACCCAGAGCCCCAGCUCCACUGGUCCAAGGAUGGGGUGGCCCUGGGGGGCUCAGGGACCCCGGGCUCCGUCCACUUCAUGGCCGUGGGCCUCUCUGACGCCGGGAGCUACGUGUGUGAGGCCUCCAGCAGCGCGGGGACGGACACGUGGGAGCUGGCACUGCGGGUGCUAGAACCUCCGCACUGGGGUGCCGAGGAGACCAGUGUGCUGCUGGAGCGGGUGUCCGGGGAGAAUGCCACCCUGCCAUGCCCUGCCCAAGGGACCCCCGAGCCGCAGGUGGUGUGGCGGAGGGGCCCGCGGGCUGAGCCCCUGAGUGGCCGCGCGGGCGCGGAGGUGCUGGCCAGCGGCACCCUGUUCCUGCCCGCGGUGUCCCUGGCCGACGGCGGCGACUACGAGUGCCAGGCCACCAACGAGGCGGGCUCUGCGGCCAGGACAACCCGGCUGGCGGUGUACGUGCCCCCCAGCAUCCGGGAGGACGGGCGCAAGGCCAAUGUGUCCGGCGUGGUGGGGCAGUCUCUGGCCCUGGAGUGCGACGCCAGCGGCUUCCCGGCCCCCGAGAUCCUGUGGCUCAAGGACGGGCAGCCGAUCCCCGAGGCGGGCGGCCUCCUGGACACGGCCCGUACCCUCCACCUCCCCCGGGUCCAGGAGCACCACGCCGGCCGCUACUCCUGCCGGGCACAGAACCGGGCCGGCAGUGCCCAGAGGGACUUCCUUCUCCUCGUGCUCAUUCCUCCUUCGGUGCUGGGAGCUGAGACUGGCCAGGAGGUGCUGAGCCUGGCUGAGACUGACGUGGAGUUGGAGUGUCGGGCCUCGGGGGUACCCACGCCCCAGGUGGAGUGGACCAAGGAUGGGCAGCCCAUCCUUCCUGGAGACCCUCACAUCCAGCUCCAAGAGGCCGGCCAGCUUCUCAGGAUCACCAGCAGUCACCUGGGCGACGAGGGGCAGUACCAGUGUGUGGCCUUCAGCCCAGCGGGCCAGCAGACCAAGGACUUCCGGCUCAGAAUCCACUUGCCCCCCACCAUCUGGGGCUGGAACGAGACGGCCGAGGUGGCGGUCAUGGAGGGCCACGCGGCGCGGCUCCCGUGCGAGGCCCGAGGCGCGCCUGCGCCCGACAUCGCCUGGCUCAAGGACGGGGUCCCGCUGCCCGCCGGCGCCGGGGCCGUCUACGCCCGGGGCGGGCGGCAGCUGCAGCUGGGCAGGGCCCAGGCCUCCGACGCCGGCCUCUACACCUGCCUGGCCAGCAACCCCGCGGGCGUCACCGAGAAGGCCACGCGGCUGGAGGUGUAUGUGCCACCCACCAUCGAGGGCGCUGCCGGAGGGCCGUACGCGGUGCAGGCUGUGGCUGGGAGGCCCGUGGCACUGGAGUGUGUGGCCAGAGGCCGUCCACCCCCCGCCCUCUCCUGGCAGCACGAGGGGCUGCCGGUGACACCGAGCAACAGCACGUGGCUGGAGGCCGACGGCACGCUGCGGCUGGACCUCCCGGGGGAGGCGUCCCGGGGCCUCUACAGCUGCGUGGCCAGCAGCGUGGCCGGCGAGGCCGUGCUGCAGUACAGCCUGGACGUGCAGGUGCCCCCGCAGCUCCUGGUGGCUGAAGGUGUGGGUCAGGUGACCGCCAUCGCCGGACAGUCCCUGAAUCUGCCCUGCCGGGUCUCAGGAUCCCCGAUGCCCAGCGUCCAGUGGCUGCAGAAUGGCCGCCGGGCGGAGGAGCUGGCCGGGGUGCAGGUGAGCCCGCAGGGGACCGCACUGCACAUCGGCCGCGUAGAGCCGAGCCACGCAGGCCUCUUCGCCUGCCAGGCCACCAACGACGCGGGCACAGCGGGGGCCGAGGUGGAGGUGACCGUGCAUGAGCUGCCGUCGGUGUACAUCGUCGGAGGGGAGAACCUCACAGCCGCUUUCCUGCAGCCUGUGACCCUCCAGUGUGUCGGGGCUGGUGUGCCUCCCCCCAGCCUCCGCUGGUGGAAGGACGGGGUGGCCCUGGCUACCUCGGGGGGCCACCUCCAGAUUGAGAAAGCAGACCUGAGGGACGAAGGCAUCUACACCUGUGCUGCGUCCAGCCCGGCCGGGGAGAGCAAGACGGAUGUGGCACUGAAGGUCCUGGUGCCCCCCAACAUCGAGCCAGGGCCUGUCAACAAGGCCGUGCUGGAGAAUACCUCGGUUACCUUGGAGUGUCUGGCCUCAGGUGUACCCCCUCCUGAUGUCUCGUGGUUCAAAGGCCGCCAGCCUGCUGCCGCCCGGGCUGGGCUGGUGGUGUCAGCCGAUGGGAGAGCGCUGCACAUUGAGCGUGCCCAGCUCGCCGACGCCGGCAGCUACCGCUGUGUGGCAGCCAACGUGGCGGGCAGCACCGAGCUGCAGUACGGCCUGCGGGUCAAUGUGCCCCCCCGAAUCACGCGGCCUCCCAGCCUGCCAGGCCCCGUCCGGCUUGGUGCCCCCGUCCAGCUGACCUGUAACGCCACCGGUGCCCCCAGCCCCACGCUGGUGUGGCUGAAGGAUGGAAAGCCUGUGUCUGCCUCAGGGACCCCUGGGCUCCAGGUCUUCCCUGGGGGCCGGGUCCUCGCGUUGGCCAGUGCUCGGGCGUCCGACUCGGGCAGCUACUCCUGCGUGGCUGUGAGCGCCGUGGGCGAGGACCGUAGGGACGUCGUCCUGCUGGUGCACAUGCCCCCCAGCAUCCUCGGAGAAGAGGUCAACGUGUCUGUCGUGGUCAACCAGUCGGUGGCCCUGGAGUGCCAGAGCCACGCCGAGCCCCCUCCCGAGCUGAGCUGGCGGAAGGACGGGAGGCCCCUGGAGCCUCGGCCCGGCCUCCGGCUGUCGGAGGACAAAACCCUGCUGGAGGUGGGCAGGGCGGAGCCCGGGGACGCUGGCCUCUACACCUGCGAGGCCCUGAACCAGGCCGGCCGCUCCGAGAAACACUUCCACCUCAGCGUCUGGGCACCCCCAGUGUUCCCGGAGCGGGAGACACGCACCCUGACUGUGAGCGAGGGCCACCCCGCCAGGCUGACCUGUGACUGCCAGGGGGUCCCCUUCCCCAACAUCUCCUGGAGGAAGGACGGUCACCUCCUGCCCAGGGAGGGGCCCGGCCUGGAGUCCGUGCUGGCCGUGGGCCGGAUGCUGUACCUGGACCGGGCACGGCCAGCCCACGAGGGGACGUACACCUGCGAAUGCAGGAACGCGGCGGGGACCGGAAGGGAGGACCAGAAGCUGGAGGUGCACGUCCCUCCCCAGAUCGCUGACACCGAGGAGCCCUAUACGCAGGUCUCUGUGGCCCGAGACAAGGAAGCUAUCCUGGAAUGCAAUGCCACAGGAAGGCCCCUGCCCACAGUGGCAUGGGAGAAGGAUGGCCACCCUGUAAAGGCCAAGCCUGGCCUGUGGCUGCGGAACCAGGGCCAGAGCCUGCAUGUAGAACAUGCACAAGAGGCGCACGCUGGGCACUACCUUUGUGUGACUGAGAAUGUGGCCGGCAGGGCUGAGAGGAGGUUCAAGCUCUCUGUGCUAGUUCCCCCAGAGCUCACUGGAGACUCCGACCCGCUGGCCAAUGUCACUCCCGCCUUACACAGCCCCCUGACUCUGCUCUGUGAAGCCACAGGGAUCCCGCCCCCCGAGGUCCGCUGGUUCCGAGACGGGGUGCCCAUCAGCCCGGGGAAGGGCACCUAUCUCCUGGCAGGUGGCUGGAUGCUGCGUCUGGCAGAGGUGCAGGAGGCGGACGGAGGCCUCUACUCCUGCCUGGCCCGCAGUGACGCCGGGGAAGCGCGGAGGAACUUCAGCGUGGAGGUCCUGGUGCCUCCCAGUCUUGAGAAGGAGGACGUGCAGGAGGAGGUGACGGCGAUGGAGGGACAGACGGCUCAGCUCACAUGCAAUGCCACAGGCCGCCCACUGCCCAAGAUCACAUGGUUCAAAGAUGGCCGGCCCCUGGCUGGUGGAGAUGCCCAUCUCUUCUCCCCGGAUGGAGCCCUCCUACAGGUCCUCCAGGCCAACCUGUCCAGUGCCGGCCAUUACUCCUGCAUCGCUGCCAACGCCGUGGGGGAGAAGACCAGGCAUGUCCAGCUCCGUGUCCUAGUGCCCCCCAGCAUCCGGGGAGUGACUGAGGACAGUCCCGAGGAAGAGGUGACAGUCACCGUCAACAGCCCCCUCUCCCUGAUCUGCGAGGCGCUGGCCUUCCCCUCCCCCAGCAUCACCUGGAUGAAGGACGGGGCCCCUUUUGAGGCCUCGAGCAACAUCCACCUGCUGCCAGGCACCCACGGGCUGCAAAUCCUGAACAUCCAGAAGGAGGACGCCGGCCAGUACACCUGUGUGGUCACUAACGAGCUCGGAGAGGCCGUGAAGAAUUACCAUGUGGAAGUCCUCAUUCCGCCCUCCAUCUCCAAAGACGACCCCUUGGGGGAGGCGGGCGUGAAGGAGGUGAAGACCAAGGUGAACAGCAGCCUGGCGCUGGAGUGCGAGUGCUCGGGCAUGCCCCUGCCCGCCAUCAGCUGGUACAAGGACGGCCGGCCCGUGACCCCCGACCAGAGGCUCCAGGUCCUGGGGGAGGGGCGGCUGCUCCAGAUCCAGCCCACACGUGUCUCGGACUCAGGACGCUACCUGUGCGUGGCCACCAACGUGGCUGGCGAGGAUGACCAGGACUUCAACGUGCUCAUCCAGGUGCCCCCCAUGUUCCAGAAGGUGAGCGAGGCCGGUGCAGACCUUGAGGCCCUGUCCCAGGAGGAAGAGGAGGCCCGGGGUGAGGUGACUGAAUUCCGGGAGGUCAUUGAGAACCACCCGGCCUAUCUGCACUGCGACACCAAUGCCGUCCCGCCACCCCAGCUCGCCUGGCACCGGGAGGGACGGCCUCUCGCGGCCGCUGACAGCGUCUCUGUGCUGCAAGGAGGCCGGGUCCUGCAGAUACCCCUGGCGCGGGCGGAGGAUGCCGGGAGGUACUCAUGCAAGGCCUCCAACGAGGUGGGCGAGGACUGGAUGCACUUCGAGCUGCUGGUGCUGACGCCGCCCGUCAUCCUGGGUGACACGGAGGAGCUGGUGGAGGAGGUGACCGUCAACGCCAGCAGCACCGUCCGUCUGCAGUGCCCGGCCCUGGGCAACCCGGCUCCCACCAUCUCCUGGCUCCAGAACGGGCUGCCGGUCUCCCUGAGCCCGCAGCUCCAGGUCCUGGAGGAGGGGCGGGUCUUACAGGUCUCCACGGCAGACGUGGCGGACGCCGGCGGCUACAUGUGCGUGGCCGAGAACCAGGCCGGCUCCGCAGAGAAGCUCUUCACCCUCCGCGUCCAAGUGCCACCGCGGAUCACCGGCCAGAACCCCGAGCAGGUCAGCGCCCUGGUCAACAGCAGCAUCUCCCUGGCCUGCCAGGUCCACGCCCACCCCGCCCCCGAGGUCACGUGGUACAGGGACGGCCAGCCCGUCCCCCUGGGCGAAGAGGUUUUCCUCCUGCCUGGCACACACACGCUGCGGUUGGCACGGGCGCAGCCGGCGGACGCCGGCCGGUACCUGUGCGACGCCCUCAAUGCCGCGGGCCGGGACCAGAAAGCGGUGCAGCUCAGCGUGCUGGUGCCGCCCGGCUUCGCACGGGCUCCUGGCAGCGCUCCCGAGGCUGUGCUGGUGCGGGCGGGGGACAAGGCCACCCUGAGCUGUGCCACUGACGCCCACCCGGAGCCCACGGUGACCUGGUACAAGGACCAGGGGCCUCUGGCCCCCACGCAGCGGCUGCAGACUGUGCAGCGCGGACAGACGCUGCAGAUCCUGGCGUCGCAGGUUUCAGAUAAAGGCGUGUACAGUUGUAAAGUGAGCAACGCCGCCGGGGAGGCCGCGAGGACCUUCGUCCUCACCGUGGAGGUGCCCCCCACAUUUGAGAACCCCAAGACAGAGACGGUGAGCCAGGUGGCAGGGAACCCCCUGGUCCUCACCUGUGAUGUGUCCGGGGUCCCACCGCCCGCGGUCACUUGGCUGAAGGACCGAACGCCGGUGGAGAGCAGCGUGGAGCAUGGCGUGGUCUCCAGGGGGGGUCGCCUCCAGCUGAGCCGCCUGCAGCCAGCCCAGGCCGGCACCUACACGUGCGUCGCCCAGAAUGCCCAGGCUGAGGCCCGCAAGGACUUCGUGGUGGCCGUGCUGGUGGCCCCCCGGAUCCGGAGCUCAGACACAGCACGGGAACGCACGGUGCUGGAAGAGCAGGAGGUGCGGCUGGACUGCGAGGCCGAUGGGCAGCCGCCGCCCCACGUGGCCUGGCUGAAGGAUGGCGGCCCGCUGAGCCAGGGGGCCGGGCCUCACCUCCGGUUCUACCUGGAUGGCAGCUCCCUGGUGCUGAAGGGCCUGAGGGUGGCGGACUCAGGUGCCUACACCUGCGUGGCCCGCAACGCAGCCGGAGAGGACUCCAGGCUGCACACAGUUAAUGUUCUAGUUCCCCCCACCAUCGAGCAGGGAGCUGGGGAUGCGGGGCCGCUGCUGAGCAGGGCCGGGGAGCCGGUGACCAUGGCGUGCCCCACGCGCGGCUCGGGGCCCAUCCACGUGAGCUGGCUGAAGGACGGGCUGCCGCUGCCGCUCUCAGAGCACACGCGUGUCCACGGGGCGGGCCGCACGCUCAGGAUUUCCCAGGCGCAGCCGGCCGACGCCGGAGUCUUCACGUGCGUGGCCUCCAGCCCGGCAGGCGUGGCCAACAGGAGCUUCUCCCUGCAGGUGCUCGUGCCUCCUGUCCUGGAGCCGGUGGAGUUCCGGGAGGAUGUGGUGGUGGCCCGUGGCUCCUCGGUGACCCUCCCAUGCAAGGCCUGGGGGAGCCCCCUGCCCCUCGUGUCUUGGAUGAAGGAUGGGGAGCCCUUGCUGACGCAGAGCCUGGAGCAGGGCCCCGGCUUGCAGCUGGACACGGUGGGCGCCGGCGACGCGGGGAGCUACCUGUGUGUGGCCGCGAGCCAGGCCGGGGAGGCCCAGAGGCGAUUCCAGCUGGCCGUGAUGGAUCCCCCCCACAUCGAGAACUCAGACAAGCUUACGGAGAUGUCACUGAUGCCCGGCGCCCCCCUGGAGUUGCUGUGUGAUGCCCAGGGUGUCCCCCCGCCCCACAUCACCUGGCAAAAGGAUGGGCAGACCCUGGCCAGGCCAGAGAACAGCAGCCGAGCCGGGCAGAGGCUCUGGGUGGAGAGUGUACAGGUGGGUGAUGCCGGCCUGUACACCUGCCUGGCCGAAAACCCUGCAGGGGAAGUUGAGAAGAGCUUCCGGGUCAAGGUUCAAGCGCCUCCGAACGUGGUUGGGCCCCGGGGCCCCCGUGCUGUGGUGGGCCUGGCCCCGGGGCAGCUGGUCCUGGAGUGCUCCGUGGAGGCAGAGCCAGUGCCCGAGAUUGAGUGGCACCGGGACGGCGUCCUGCUGCAGGAAGAUGUCCACACGCAGUUCCCGGAGCGGGGCAGGUUCCUCCAGCUGCAGGCCCUGAGCACGGCCGACGGGGGCCGCUACAGCUGCACGGCCCACAACGCUGUGGGCAGCACGAGCGUGGACUUCCACGUGGAGAUCCACACCGCGCCCGCCAUCCAGCCGGGACCGCCCGCCGUGAACGCCUCCGUGAACCACACGGCCCUGCUGCCCUGCCGGGCUGACGGCGUGCCCGCCCCCCUCCUGAGCUGGAGGAAAGAUGGGGCCCCCCUGGAUCCUGAGAACCCCAGGCUGGAGGUCCUCCCCGAGGGUUCCCUGAGGAUUCGGCCAGUGCUCACCCAGGACGCUGGCCACUACCUGUGCCUGGCAUCCAACUCGGCCGGCUCAGACCGGCAAGGCCGUGACCUCCGCGUCUUCGAGCCUCCAGCCAUCGCGCCUGGCCCCUCCAACCUGACCCUGACCGCCCACAGCCUGGCCUCGCUGCCCUGUGAGGCCAGCGGCUCCCCCAAACCCCUGGUGGUCUGGUGGAAGGACGGGCAGAAGCUGGACUUCCGCCAGCACCACGACGCCUACCGGCUCCUGCCCUCCAGCGCCCUGCUGCUCACAGCACCCAGCCCCCACGACUCCGCCCGGUUUGAGUGCGUGGCCAGCAACGAGGUGGGCGAGGCCCGCAGGGUCUACCAGCUGACUGUCCACGCGCCUCCCACCAUUGCCGACGACCAGACCGAGGUCACGGUGACCAGGAUGGCCCCCGUGGUGCUCACGUGCCACAGCACAGGCGUGCCCUCCCCGGCUGUGUCCUGGAGCAAGGGGGGCACCCCACUGGGGGCCAGGGGCGGCGGCUACCGCGUCCUACCCUCGGGAGCGCUGCAGAUCGAGCAUGCCCUCCCCAUCCACACUGGCCGCUACACCUGCACCGCACACAACUCUGCCGGCGUGGCGCACAAGCACGUGGCCCUCACCGUGCAAGCCUCUCCCGUGGUGAAGCCGCUGCCCAGCGUGGUGGAGGCGCUGGAGGCGCGGGAGGCGCUGCUGCCCUGCGAGGCCGUGGGGGCGCCCCCGCCCACCAUCUCCUGGCAGAAAGAGGGGCUGAGCAUCCAGGCAGGCGCGGGCACCCAGGUCCUGCCCAGCGGACACCUGCGGAUCGUCCACGCCAGCCCGGAAGAUGCUGGGAACUACUUAUGCGUCGCCCAGAACAGCGUGGGCAGCGCAGUGGGGAAGACACGGCUGCGGGUGCUAGUCCCCCCCGUGAUCGACAGCGGCCUCCCGGACCUGUCCACCGCCGAGGGCUCCCACGCGCUCCUGCCCUGCACGGCCAGGGGCAACCCCGAUCCCGACAUCACCUGGGAGAAAGAUGGCCAGCCCGUGGCGGGCACUGAGGGCAGGUUCUCCAUCCAGCCCUCCGGGGAGCUGCUGGUGAAGAACUCGGAGGGCCAGGACGCAGGCACCUACACCUGCACGGCCGAGAACGCCGUGGGCCGUGCCCGCCGCCGCGUGCACCUCACCAUCCUGGCCCUGCCUGUCUUCACCACGCUGCCCGGAGACCGCAGCCUGCGCCUUGGGGACCAGCUGUGGCUUCGUUGUGCGGCUCGGGGCAGCCCAACGCCCCGCAUCAGCUGGACCCGCAACGACCGGCCGGUCACAGAGGGCGUGUCUGAGCAGGACGGGGGCAGCACCCUGAAGCGGGCGGCCGUCAGCAGGGAGGACAGCGGGGCCUACACGUGCUGGGCUGAGAACAGAGUGGGCCGUGUGCAGACAGUCAGCUUCGUCCACGUGAAGGAAGCUCCUGUCCUGCAAGGCGAGGCCUUCUCCUACCUGGUGGAGCCUGUAGGGGGCAGCAUCCGGCUGGACUGCGAGGUCCGAGGAGACCCGGCACCCGACAUCCAGUGGACCAAAGAUGGCCUUCCACUGCCCAGCAGCCGGCUCCGUUUCGGGCUCCAGAAUGGCUCACUGACCAUCCGCAGAGCAGAGCUGGAGGACGCAGGACAGUACCAGUGCCUGGCCGAGAACGAGGUGGGCAGUGUGAAGAAGGUGCUGACCCUUGUGCUCCAGAGUGCCCCAGUAUUCCAAAUGGAGCCCCAGGACGUGGCUGUGAGAUCCGGGGAGGACGUGGUGCUGCAGUGCCAGGCCACCGGCGAGCCGGCGCCCACCAUCGAGUGGCUGAGGGCAGGUCGACCCCUGCAGGCCGGCCCGCGGCUCCAGAUGCUGUCGGAUGGGAGCCUGUGGCUGGAGCGCACCCAGGCUGGGGACGCGGGCACAUACGAAUGUGUCGCUCACAACCUCCUGGGCUCUGCCACGGCCCAGGUGCUCCUGGUUGUGAGAGGGGAACCCCGGGGGAGCCGGGGCAGCAUGACUGGGGUGAUCAACGGUCAGGAAUUCGGCGUGGCCGCUCUCAACACCAGCGUCCAACAGGAGGGGAGCUCUGGAGCCACCACCAUCCACAGCAGCGUCAGCCACCUCCCAGCAAACGUGGGACCUCUGCUGCGGACUCUGGUGGUCGCCAUCUCCCCCGUCUACUGGGCGCUGGCUGGCGAGAGAGGAGUGGCCCUCAAUGGCCACUCCCUGACAGGUGGCCACUUCUGGCAGGAGUCGCAUGUGGAGUUUGCUACAGGGGAGCAGGUGGUGCUGACCCAGGCGGCUCGGGGCCUGGAUCCCCACGGGUUCCUGCUUCUGGAUGUGGCGGUCCGUGGCACUGUUCCUGAGAGCCUGGCGGAGGCGGAGCUUGUCCUGCAGGACUUUGAGGAGCGCUAUGUGCAGACGGGCCCUGGCCAGCUGUUUGUGGGCGCCACACAGCGCUUCCUCCACGACGGCCAGCGUGCGGCCCUGCGCUGCAACCACAGCAUCCGCUACGCCAAGGCCCGCGGGCCCCAGCCAAGGCUGGUGCAGCACCUGCGCGCCUCCCGCCUCAGCUCGGCCUUCGACCCCGAGGCCCAGGCCCUGCGCUUCCAGCUAACCGCAGCCCUGCAAGCCGAGGAGAAUGACGCUGGCUGCCCAGAGGGCUUCGAGCUGGACCCCCGGGGCGCGUUUUGUGCGGACUCGGACGAGUGUUCGGGGGUCCCCAGCCCCUGCUCCCACAGCUGCCACAACGCACCUGGCCGCUUCUCCUGCUCCUGCCCGGAAGGCUUCGCCCUGGCCUGGGACGGCAGGAGCUGCAGAGAUGUGGACGAGUGUGCGUGGGAGGCCCACCUCUGCCUGGAGGACCAGCGCUGCGUGAACCUGCUCGGCUCCUACCACUGCCUCCCCGACUGUGGGUCUGGCUUCCGGGUGGCGGCUGACGGGGCCAGCUGUGAAGAUGUGGAUGAAUGCUUGGAACAGUUGGACGAGUGUCACUCCAGCCAGCUCUGUAAGAACACUGCAGGCAGCCACCAUUGCAGCUGCCCCCGGGGGUACCGUCUCCAGGGCCCAGGCCUGCCCUGCCUAGAUAUCAACGAGUGUUUGCAGCUGCCCAGGCCCUGCGCCCACCAGUGCUACAACCUCCAGGGCGGGUACCGCUGUCUGUGCCCGCCGGGCCAGGCUCUCCUGUGGGACGGCAAGGCCUGCAUCCCGCUGGAGCAGAGCGAGCAGAACGUGACCACCGUCAGCCAUCGGGGGCCCUGGGUGCCCUGGCUGCGGCCUCGAGCCCCAGCCCCAGGCGGCGCCUACCAUGCCCGGCUCUCCCUCCGGCCAGGUCAAGGAGCCCUGAGCAGCCCAGGCCGGGCCUGGUGCCCCCCUGGCUUCAUCAGGCAGAACGGCAUCUGCACAGACCUCGAUGAGUGCCGAGUGCGGAGCCUGUGCCAGCACGCCUGCCACAACACCGAGGGCAGCUACCGGUGCCUCUGUCCCUCCGGCUACCGCCUCCUCCCCAGCGGGAAGACCUGCCAGGACAUCAACGAGUGUGAGGAGGAGCGCGUGGAGUGCGGGCCCGGCCAGAUGUGCUUCAACACCCGGGGCAGCUUCCAGUGUGUGGACACGCCGUGCCCCGCCACCUACCGGCAGGGCCCCAGCCCCGGGACCUGCUUCCGCCGCUGCUCGCAGGACUGCAGCGCCCAGGGCGCGUCCACGCUGCAGUACCGGCUGCUGCCGCUGCCGCUGGGCGUGCGCGCGCGGCACGACGUGGCCCGCCUGGCCGCCUUCUCCGAGGCCGGGGUCCCCGCCAACCGCACGGAGCUCCGCGUGCUGCAGCCCGACCCGCGCAGCCCCUUCGCCCUGCGCCCGCUGCGCCCGGGCCAGGGCGCCGUCUACACCCGGCGCGCGCUCACCCGGCCCGGCCUCCACCGGCUCACGGUGCGCGCCGCCGCGCCGCGCCGGCAGAGCCUCUUCGUGCUGCUCAUCGCCGUCUCCCCCUACCCGUACUGA